AUGGAGUUCUCACCUUCUUUCCCAGGCUGGUCUUGAACUCCUGGGCUUAAACGAUCCUCCCACCUUGGCCUCCCAAAGGGUUGGGAUUACAGGUGUGAGCCACUGCACCUGGCCUCAACAAAUACUUGUUGAUCUCACAGAAACUGAAUUGCAUGAACAGAUCAUAUUCCAAGACUCCAAGAGACAUUAGGAAAGGAUCCAAACUAACCAGAUGCUAUUUAAAAGUUACAAAAAAAAAUUCCUGUUGAAAGUUUUAAAAAAUACUAAUUGCACAAAAGGACAGGGGAAAUAGUUGACAGUGGUUCACCUAAAAAAAGCACCCUUGACCUUUUUUUUUUUUUUUGAGUGAGGUGGUUGCAGAUUUCUAUGAAAAAGAAGUUAAUUCUUCAGCUCCUUAAUGGAACCCUGGAUCUCCCAGCUAUGCAGGAGGUUAUGCUAGAAGUAGAACAAAGUGGAAUGUACAAAUUUAAGGAAGGUUACUGCCCUGUGUUCUUUUGCAUGGGUCUGUAUCUAGCAUUGGGAGCCACGUUUUGUUGUUGCUUAUUGGAAGAGAUAAGAAUGGUAUAUACACGAGUAACUAAAAAAAAUACGUGGUAAAUGCUAAAAGACAGGUGCAAAGAACACUGAGAUGGAGCUUUCUUGGGUUACACAGCCAGUUUUAAUGUUUCCUAAUAUAGAAGAGCUUUCAACAAACCUCUCAGGCAGGCUGUCUUCAAAUGACAUUACUUCCCCCAAAUACCUAAUUAAUUUAUUUCAGAACGACUCUAAAUGUUAGAGGAUUUUCUGAGCUUAAAUAUACUGCCUUGUAAUUUCUAUUGGUUUUAGUUCUGCACUUUGGAGAAGAGAAUAAGGCUCCGUUAUUUCCAAUAUUAUACUAUUCAGUUAUUUGGAGACAGCUUCCAAUUUCUAUGUUCAACCCUUUCCCUCUUUUUUUUUUUUUUUUUUUGAGAUGGAGUUUCGCUCUUGUCACCCAGGCUGGAGUGCAAUGGCGCUAUCUCGGCUCAAUGCAACCUUCGCCUCCCGGGUUCAAGCGAUUCUCCUGCCUCGGCCUCCUGAGUAGCUAGGAUUACAGGCGACCGCCACCAUGCCCGGCUAAUUUUUUGUAUUUUUAGUAGAGACGGGGGUUUCGCCAUGUUGGGCAGGAUGGUCUCGAACUGCUGACCUCAGGUGAUCCGCCCGCCUUGGCCUCCCAAAGUGCGCUGGGAUUACACGGGUGAGCCACUGCGCCCGGCCUCCCUCGUUUAUAUGCAGGUUAAAAACUCCCUUGAGCCUUCAAUUAUUUCUUUUUCUUUUCUUUUUUUUUGAGGAGUUUCACUCUUGUUGCCCAGGCUGGAAUGGCGCUAUCUCGGCUCACUGCAACCUCCGCCUCCCAGGUUCAAACGAUUCUCCUGAGUAGCUGGGAUUACAGGCAUGCGCCACCACACCCGACUAAUUUUGUAUUUUUAGUAGAAACAGGGUUUCUCCAUAUUGGUCAGACUGGUCUCGAACUCCUGACCUCAGGUGAUCCGCCUGCCUUAGGCCUCCCAAAGUGCUGAGAUUACAGGCGUGAGCCACAGCGGCUGGUGCCUUGAACUAUUUAUUUGACAUAGCUUCAAGCUUCCUUGCUACCCUAGUGCCGCCAUCGCUCCGUUUCCCCUCCCUGCCACCCUUGGGGAGUAAGGGUGAGUACUGGGGAAUGGCAGAGGAAGCGUAGUUUUUCCGAAGAGCUGAAGGCAGCCUGUGAUUAUGACCUUAGCGCUUCCCCUUCUCUGUUUUCUGGUCUCCUAAUACACGUCUGUAAAUAUCACAAGACCCCGCAAGUCCCUCACUUGUUAUCUCUUUAAAUCCGACGACUUUCAACCGUCCGGGCCCCACGACUCUCUCCCCGGACUAGGAUCUACUCUAUGGUAGUGAGCUCAGCCUUUCUAGCUCUCUAGUCCUCCCAUUGCUCCAUCUAUGGUUUCCGGAGGCCUCACCGGAAGCCCUCGUGUGAGGCUGUGUGGGAGGCCGGAAGUUGCGGCUUCAUUACUCGCCAUUUCAAAAUGCUGCCGAGGCCCUAGGACCUGUGACUGCCACCCCUCCCCCCACCCGGGCUCGGCGGGGGAGCGACUCAUGGAGCUGCCGUAAGUUUUACCAACAGACUGCAGUUUCUUCACUGCCAAAAUGACAUCAUUUUCCACCUCUGCCCAGUGUUCAACAUCUGACAGUGCUUGCAGGAUCUCUCCUGGACAAAUCAAUCAGGUACGACCAAAACUGCCACUUUUGAAGAUUUUGCAUGCAGCAGGUGCGCAAGGUGAAAUGUUCACUGUUAAAGAGGUCAUGCACUAUUUAGGUCAGUACAUAAUGGUGAAGCAACUUUAUGAUCAGCAGGAGCAGCAUAUGGUAUAUUGUGGUGGAGAUCUUUUGGGAGAACUACUGGGACGUCAGAGCUUCUCCGUGAAAGACCCAAGCCCUCUCUAUGAUAUGCUAAGAAAGAAUCUUGUCACUUUAGCCACUGCUACUACAGAUGCUGCUCAGACUCUCGCUCUCGCACAGGAUCACAGUAUGGAUAUUCCAAGUCAAGACCAACUGAAGCAAAGUGCAGAGGAAAGUUCCACUUCCAGGAAAAGAACUACAGAAGACGAUAUCCCCACACUGCCUACCUCAGAGCAUAAAUGCAUAAAUUCUAGAGAAGAUGAAGACUUAAUUGAAAAUUUAACCCAAGAUGAGACGUCUAGGCUGGACCUUGGAUUUGAGGAAUGGGAUGUAGCUGGCCUGCCUUGGUGGUUUUUAGGAAACUUGAGAAGCAACUAUACACCUAGAAGUAAUGGCUCAACUGAUUUACAGACAAAUCAGGAUGUGGGUACUGCCAUUGUUUCAGAUACUACAGAUGACUUGUGGUUUUUGAAUGAGUCAGUAUCAGAGCAGUUAGGUGUUGGAAUAAAAGUUGAAGCUGCUGAUACUGAACAAACAAGUGAAGAAGUAGGGAAAGUAAGUGACAAAAAGGUGAUUGAAGUGGGAAAAAAUGAUGACCUGGAGGACUCUAAGUCCUUAAGUGAUGAUACCGAUGUAGAAGUUACCUGUGAGGAUGAGUGGCAAUGUACUGAAUGCAAGAAAUUUAACUCUCCAAGCAAGAGGUACUGUUUUCGUUGUUGGGCCUUGAGGAAGGAUUGGUAUUCAGAUUGUUCAAAGUUAACCCAUUCUCUCUCCACGUCUGAUAUCACUGCCAUACCUGAAAAGGAAAAUGAAGGAAAUGAUGUCCCUGAUUGUCGAAGAACCAUUUCGGCUCCUGUCGUUAGACCUAAAGAUGUGUAUAUAAAGAAAGAAAACUCCAAACUUUUUGAUCCCUGCAACUCGGUGGAAUUCUUGGAUUUGGCUCACAGUUCUGAAAGCCAAGAGACCAUCUCAAGCAUGGGAGAACAGUUAGAUAACCUUUCUGAACAGAGAACAGAUACAGAAAACAUGGAGGAUUGCCAGAAUCUCUUGAAGCCAUGUAGCUUAUGUGAGAAAAGACCACGAGACGGAAACAUUAUUCAUGGGAGGACGGGCCAUCUUGUCACUUGUUUUCACUGUGCCAGAAGACUAAAGAAGGCUGGGGCUUCAUGUCCUAUUUGCAAGAAAGAGAUUCAGCUGGUUAUUAAGGUUUUUAUAGCAUAAUGGUAGUACGAACAUAAAAAUGCAUUUAUUCAGUCCACUUACCACAUUAUUUGAAAAUCAAUCCUUUAUUUAAUUUUAUUUCCAACCUGUCAGAGAAUGUUCUUAGGCAUCAAAAUCCAAGGUAGCUGUAAGAAAAAUACUGGAGCUAACAAUGAAGAACAGAAGUAAUCUGAUUAGUCAAAUUACGAAGUGCCAUGGAUUACUUUAUGCAGCAGUCAGGUACAUAGUUAGGUGAACCCAAAAGAAAAACUCUUGAAAACAAGAGAUUUCUUCCAUGCACGUUUACAAUAUUGAGGUAUAAUUAACAUGAUAAAGUGUUUCCUUCUAACGAGUUGUAGAAAUCUGAGUAACCACCCAAAAAAAGCAAUAGAAUGUUUCUGUCACCCCAAAAUACUCCCUUCUGCCCCUCUUCAGACAGUCCUUCAGCUGUUUCAUGGCUCUCACCCUACAUUAGUUUUUUUUGCACUUUUUUUUCCAGGGGUGUAGGGGAGGUGUGGGGCGACAGGGUCUGUCUUGUUCUGUCUCCCAGGCUGAAGUGCAGUGCAGUGGUAUGAUCAUGGCUCACUGCAGCCUUGGUCUCCUGGGCAUAAGUGGUCUUCCCACUUCAGCCUCCCGAGUAGCUGAGACUAUAGACUAGCAUAACCACAUUGGCUAAUUUUUUGUGGAGAAGAAGUCUCACUAUGUUGCCCAGGCUGGUCUCGAACUCCUGGGCUCAAACAAUCCUCCCACCUCAGCCUUCCAAAGUGCUGGGAUUAUAGUCAUGAGGCACCUAGUCUGGCCCCUUUGCAAGACUUUAAUCUGAAAUCUAAAUUUUUAAAAUUUAAGUACUUACAAAGGAUAUACUAUCCAACAUAUUGCAUAUUAUAUAUGUGCUUUAAAGAUUUUUUUUUUUUUUUUUGAGAGACAGGGUCUCACUUUGUCAUCCAAGCUGGAGUGCAGUGGUGCAAACACGGCUCACCUCCUGGGCUCAAGUGAUCCUCCAGCCUCAGCUUCCCUCACAGGCAUUCACUAUCACUCCCAGCUAAUUAAAAAAAUUUGUAGACAGUGUCUCAUUAUGUUGUCCAGGCUGGUCUCAAACUCCUAGGUUUAGGUGAUUCCCCCGCCUCAGCCUCCCAAAGUGUUGGGCUUACAGCCAUGAGCCACUGUGCUUGGCUUAAAGAUAUUUUUAUGAAAGCCCUGGGGCUAUAGAUUUAGCUGAUUAAAUUUAUAGAAAAAGUCCUGUCAUAAACUGGCAAAGCCUGUUCUUAAUUUAAUUAGCCAAAUCAGACUUAACUUCCGUCAGAACAUGUCUUGGUUUUAAUUCAGAUAAACGCACAAACGUACUUCUCUGGCACAGCCUUCAGAAGGAUCAGUUCUUUUUUUUUUUUUUUUUGUUGAGACAGGGUCUUGCUCUGUUGCCCAGGCUGGAGUGCGCUGGCACAGUCACAGUUCCCUGCAGCCUUGACCUCCCAGAUCCAAGCAAUCCUCCCACCUAAGCCUCCUAAGUAUCUGGGUCUAUAGGCACGUGCCACCACCAUGCCCAGCUGAAUUUUGUAUUUUUUUGUACAGACAGCAUUUUGCCAUGUUGCCCACGCUGGUCCCAAACUCCUAGCCUCAAGCAACCCUCCUGCCUCAGCCUCUCAAAGUGCUAGGAUUGCAGUCCUGAGCUACUGCACCCUACCCUCUUUGCCUCUUAGGAGUCAUCCCUCCUGCCUCAGCCUCUCAAAGUGCUAGGAUUGCAGUCCUGAGCUACUGCACCCUACCCUCUUUGCCUCUUAGGAGUCAUUUAGAUUUGUUUUGAUCCUUUUGUUUAGUGCCUCUGGAGCUGCUUACACCAAGGCAAUACCCCUUGAUAUGAUACUGGAUGGUUGAGAGGCAGCCUCUUUUUUUUUUUUUUUUUUGAGGAUAGGGAGUAUGGCUGUUGUGAGAAAAGGGAAUUAAAGAGAAAUGGUAGAUCUGAAGAGGCCUCAUCAGAGCAUAUAUUUUAGGACAACACAUGGAAAUUGGACCUCUGUAAGUUGGUUUCCAUAGAGCUAUGCAUGUAUCCUUACCCCAUGGGAAAAUGUUGGUGUGUUCUCAAGGGUAUGCAUAUGUCAUUUGGAAGACCAAGGCCCUAGAAUUGUCAAACUUAAGGAUCAUGAAAAUCAUGAGGGUUGCUUGUUAAAAAUGUCCAAACCCGCAGAGACUGAUCUUUGAGAUCUGGACCAGGAAUUUGCAUUUGAACAAGUGUUCCUGGAAUCUCUAUGCAAGUUUUAUACAGAACAUACUUUUGGAAUCCUUGCCCUAGACAGGGGUGUCCAAUCUUUUGGCUUCCCUGAUCCACAAUGGAAGAAGAAUUAUCUUGGACCACACAUAAAAUACACUAACACUAACAAUAGCUGAUGAGCUAAAAAAAAAAAAAAAAAAUCGUGGGCCGGGCGUAGUGGCUUACGCCUGUAAUUCCAGCACUUUGGGAGGCCGAGGCAGGCAGAGCACCUGAGGUAGGGAGUUCUAGACCAGCCUGACCAACAUGGAGGAACCCCAUCUCUACUAAAAAUACAAAAAAUUAGCUGGGCAUGGUGGUGCAUGCCUGUAGUCCCAGCUACUCGGGAGGCUGAGGCAGGAGAAUCACUUGAACCUGGGAGGUGGAGGUUGUGAUGAGCUGAGAUUGUGCCAUUGCACCCCAGCCUGGGCAAUAAUAGCGAAACUGUCUCAGAAAAAAAAAAUCGCAAAAAAAAAAUCUCAUAAUGUUGUUGUUGGUUUUUUUUUUUUUGAGACGGAGUCUCACUCUGUUGCCCAGGCUGGAGUGCAAUGGCAUGAUCUCUGCUCACCGCAACCUCUGCCUCCUGGGUUCAGGUGAUUCUCCUGCCUCAGCCUCCCAAGUAGCUGGGACUACAGUCACAUACCACCAUGCCCGGCUAAUUUUUGUAUUUUUAGUAGAGACAGGGUUUCACUAUGUUGGCCAGGCUGGUCUUGGACUCCUGACCUCAUGAUCCACACACCUUGGCCUCCCAAAGUGCUGGGAUUACAGGCAUGAGCCACCGCACCCAGCCAAGUUAUAAUUUUUAAUAAAACAAGAAGUAAACAUUUUACUUAUGUUUAUAGAUAUUUGAUGCUAAAUUUGACACAUCAUUGCCUAUGAAAGAAUCCUCAUGCUGCUCAGCUUUACUCCUCUUCCUGCUUGCCCACCGGGGUUUUUCACUGCUUCUGUUAGCACUAAGUACUUAGACGAUCCUAAGAUAUGUGCUUGAGCCGAAUUUCAUCUUUACUUGUAGGAAACUUUAAACUAUUUCUUUUCUUUUUUUUUUGAGAUGGAGUUUUGCUCUUGUUUCCCAGGCUGGAGUGCAGUAGAGUGAUCUCGGCUCACUGCAACCUCCGCCUCCGGGGUUCAAAUAAUUCUCCUGCCUCAGCCUCCCAAGUAGCUGGGAUUACAGGUGUGCACCACCAUGUCUGGCUAAUUUUGUAUUUUUAGUAGAGAUGGUUUCACCAUGUUGGUCAGGCUGGUCUCGAACUCCUGACCUCAGGUCAUCCACCCACCUCAGCCUCGCAAAGUGCUGAGAUUACAGGCAUGAGCCACAGUGCCCAGCUUAAACUAUUUUCUUGAUCUGUUUUUGAUUUUCUUUUUUCCUUGCCACUGCGGUACAGAUUUUUUUUACUCACUGCCACUAAACUAAAGCAAGGCAUAGUUUAUAUGUGAAGUGUUCAGAGUUUACUGCUAUAAGGAAACUUCCAAAUACUGACAUUCACCUUUUAGCUGUAGUUAUUGGGACCAUGUGCUCUGGUUUUCUGGAGACUGCCAAAUUGCUCCCAUUUUUCUGCAUCCCACCUGGUUUCUUUCUACCUGUCCCCUUUCACUUUCAAAUGUCUUCAUUUGGAUGUUAAAUUAUGUGGUCACCUAGUUAUAGGUAAGCCUUGUUCGAGUUGAAAUCUUGAUUGUGAGGAAGGAUCUGUGUCAUUGGAGCUCGUUGUUUCUGCUGCAACGUGCUGUAGACUAUGAAUAAUGAAAUCAUACCACAUUACCAUCAGAUUUCUUGUUUUAGUUGUCAUUUAAAUUAAUAUUUAUGAUUGUUAUCUUGGGCAAAAAGUUCAGAGCAGAGAUGACAAAUCAUUAGAACAACGAUGAAUUUCAGUAUUACGGCUAAAAAGUUCUUCUGUCUCAAUAUUAACUCACUCUCCUUGCAGUGUACUUCACAGUAAUUGGUAUGCUUUUUUAUUUAAUGCUUAAAUCAAACUUUAUAAAAAUCUUAGACCAGAUCUUUAGUAUGGUAUGCCAUUUCCCCAGUCUACCAAUGGAAUAGUAUGGGUUUCUAAUCCUAGGCUUGUACAAUGGAUUGGAGUUGAGCCAUGCCAGCCUCCACACUGCCACUAACUUCUGUAAUGUAAGAUUGAGUCACUGACAAGCAUUUGAAAUAUGCAGUUGUGUUUUAAUUAUAAUUUAUGUAUAGUUAGAUGUAUGUAAUGCAUUGUGUGGUAUUAUUUGCUUUGUAAGAAUUUAUUUUUAAGGGUCAAGGUCAUUUGUAACAUUUUGUGUGUGUCAAUUCAAUGCAAUGUUGGCUGCCUUUUGAAGUCUUUGAUGUAUUGGUGAAUAUUCUUCUGUUCUAUAAUACAAAGCUAUGUAAUGUUACCUCUUGACUCGCUUUUGAAAAGAAGACAAUUGUUAACUAGAUAUUUGAGUUUUUUCCCCUCAGAAUUAUGUGAAUUUCUGAUAUAUGGCUUUAGAUACUGUGAAUCUGUUUUCCAUUUAGUCAGUUAUCUGCUUAAAUUGUUCAGAACUAUAUCCUAAGGGGCAAUUUGUUCUGAUGGUUCUCCCACUCAUGAGUGUGCAUGUGUGCAAACAUGUUUUGAUCCUGAUGCUACCUUUACUAAAAAUGGCCAUAGAUUAGGAACUAGCUAUGUUUUUAGAAUCAAAGAUGAACUGGUAAGCUCUCUCAUGUACCAAACGUGAAAUGUACAGUGUUUACAAAUGUCUGGAAUUUUGCACUGCCAUAGGGAAUGUUAAGGUUACUUGGCUGGAAUUUAUCAGACUUGUGAGUAAACAAGUUGAAGUUUAGCAGAUGAGGGGGAAUAUUGAGGCCCCUAAGGCUAAACAAAAUAAUCAGUAUCUGAGAUUGUGGCUAAUGUGGCUCCCCAGGCCUGAUUUGGGAACAGUUUUUCCUGAUUGCUUUGAGAAGUACUUUCUUUUGACAGAAAUUUUCAUUUUGUUUGCCAUUGCUAUAUUCUCCCUUUAUAGGAGCCACUGGAUUUCUUUCCUUUUGUGGGAAAUGUCCCAUUAGCAUUUUCAGAUCUUUUGAUGUGCACUAAUGCCAUUAUUGGUAAUGCCGUUAUUGGUGAAUAUAGCAUAGUUAAAUAAACUGUUACAGUAAAUCUACACUUGGAUUUACUGCACCUCUACCAAUAGCCUUUUGAAUGACUGAAAGUGUUACAGAGAAAGAGGCAUGUCUGUAGAAAGAGGUAGCUAAUAUUUUUUGGUACUUUAUCUGAAAUCCAAGAUGCUGCUUCCCCUGUAGGUUGUUUUCCUUCUUAUGAUCCUCAUUGAAUCCUGUCUGGGAGCACAGGACAGUUAGUAGAACUCUUUUUUUUUUUUUAGACGGAGUCUCUCUCUGUCGCCCAGGCUGAAGUGCAGUGGCGUGAUCUUGGCUCACUGCAACCUCUGCCUCCCGGGUUCACGCCAUUCUCCUGCCUUAGCCUCCCUACUAGCUGGGACUAUAGGCGCCCGCCACCACACCUGGCUAAUUUUUGUAUUUUUAGUGGAGACGGGGUUUCACCGUCUUAGUCAGGAUGGUCUUGAUCUCCUGACCUCGUGAUCUGUGCACCUCAGCCUCCCAAAGUACUGGGAUUACAGGCGUGAGCCACUGCGCCCGGCCAGAACUCUCCAUUUCUUAAGGUAAAGAGGGUCAAGGAUACCUAAAAAGGGUCAAAUAAUGCUAGAAGAGCAAUUCCUCUUUCAGAGCAGUUGCUGUAAUUUGGCAAAUGCUUUAUUGAAGAUUGAUAUUCGGCUAGGGGUGGUGGCUCACGCCUGUAAUCCCAGCACUUUGGGAGCCCGAGGUGGGUGGAUUGCCUGAGCUCAGGAGUUCGAGACCGGUCUGACCAGUAUGGUGAAACCCUGUCUGUACUAAAAAUACAAAAAUUAGCCGGUCGUGGUGGCGUGCACCUGUAGUCCCAGCUACUCGGCAGGUUGAGACAGGAGAAUCGAUUGAACCUGGGAGGCGGAGGUUGCAGUGAGCUGAGACUGCACCACUGCGCUCCCACCUGGGUGACAGAGACUCUGUCUCAAAAAAAAAAAAAAAAAAAAGUUUAUCAUUAUAACAGCUUAUUAGAGCCCCUAAUUUCUUAUCUGAAGGCAUUGUUUUUUUUUAAACAGUUAAGUACUGAUGUCAACAGACAUAUUUCUGAUCAGAUAGUCCCUGUCAACAGUAGCAAAUGUGGUUUCAUAAAGUGGGAAGAAAACAGCAUUUUAAAAUAACUUUUUGGGAGACUGAUUUUAGUAAUAAUAAAACUCUGGUCUCCCUUAAAAAACAAAACCCUUUCUUCCACCUUUACUGUGUCAUUUAUAUCCCCUUAGUUCCAAAGUUAUUAUCUUAUUUCUGGAUAUUGCUUUUAUACCAAAGAUGCUUAUCAGCCCUUGUAACUACAGUAUCUUUAGAUAAGAUUCCUCUUUCCAGUCAGUCCUGGGAAAUGUUUCUGUUGCAGAGUUAGGCGGUAGAUGGGAAGCUAUGAUGGCAGAGCUACUAUCUAAUAAAGUAACAACUCGUAGUUGAGGCUUGCUUUCUGUGUGUGAUGGGGGAUAGGGAGUUAGCUCCCCUGUUGUCUCAGCACCAAGAAAUUGAGGUCAGGCCAGGCGCGGUGGCUCACUCCUGUUAUUCCAGCACUUGGGUGGCCAAAGUGGGCAGAUUGCUUGCGCCCAGGAGCUCGAGACCAGCCUGGGCAACAUGGUGAAACCCUGUCUCUACCAAAAAUACAAAAAAAAGCUGGGCAUGGUGGGUGCACGCUUGUUGUCCCAGCUACUCAGGAGGCUGAGGUGGGAGGAUCGCUUGAGCCUAGGAGAUGGAGGUUGCAGUGAGCUGAGAUGGCACCACUGCAAUCCAAGGUGGGUGACAGAGACCCUGUCUCAGAGAAAUUGAGGUCAGGCUUCCUUCUUACAGAAUUAUUUUUUUCUCUGUAGUUUGCCUCAUUUUUUUCACUUUCUUUUCAAUGAGAAUCGAAGUGUUUCUUUUGGGGUUUUUUUUUCCCCUUUUAAAAUCAACAGGAAAUGUUUCAAAGGAUGGAUGAAAUGCUUCUUGGCUUCCUCAGCACUUGGCAAGGUAGACCUCAUAGCAACCUUUGAAUAUGACUUUCUUUAGUCUCUAGCAAUGCACUAUUAAGUGCCUCUUGGGUAGAGGUAGAAUAAGUAUUGAGUGCCAGUCUUGAUGUCCAUAUGCCUCAGUUUUUCUCAUCUAUAAAAAGCAGUAUACAUACCUACCCUUCUACCUCAUCGUUUGUUGUAGAGAUUAAAUAUGGGAGAGCAAUUCUGAAGCCUAUUUCCUUGAAGAGAUCUAAGAACCUAUUAUGCUCUUGGUGUACCAAGCUCUGGGGUAUAUAUUCAGAAUACUUCAUGUUCUGGAAGCUGAGCACUAGCUCCCCUUUAUUGCCUGCCUGGCAGAGCCUGUUUGAUUACUGCAAGCCCUUUUACCCAUGCUUCUAGUUUAGGUAUUCUUUCUUUGAUAUGAGGCUCUUGACUAGAAAAGAGUUCUUUCUCUAGGUGUUCUGAGAGAAGGUUUGUAAAUUUGGAUAGUACAUUCUAUCCUGAUAAACCCACCUUGCUGUGGUCUUGAUGUACAAAAAAAAAAUUUUUUUUUGAGACAGAGUCUCACUCUGUCGCCCAGGCUGGAAUGCAGUGGCGCAAUCUUGGCUCACUGCAACCUCCGCCUCCUGGGUUCAAGCGAUUCUCCUGCCUCAGCUUCUCAAGUAGCUGGGACUACAGGCGUGCACCACCACACCUGGCUAAUUUUUGUAUUUUUAGUAGAGACAGGAUUUCACCAUGUUGGCCAGGCUGGUCUUGAACUCCUGACCUCAGGCAAUCUGCCCGCCUUGGCCUCCCAAAGUACUGGGAUUACAGGCGCGAGCGACUGCGCCUGGCCCAAAACAUCUCUUUCUACAUACACUUGAGUAGGUGGCAUAAAAUGCACUGCCAAUAUAUAGAAAACAUGCAAUUUUCCAAAUAUUUCCAAUCAGAGAAUCACAAUCAAGAGCAGCAAAUGUGGUUUCAUCAAGUGGGAAGAAAGCGGCAAUUUAAAAUAACUUUUUGGGAGACUGAAUUGAGUAAUAAUAAAACUUCAGUCUUUCGCAAAAAAUAAUAAUAAUAAUAACUUUUUGAAUGUGGCCAGCUCACUAAAUGAGGAAAGAGGAAGGCAUUUUCUGCAUUCUUGCCUAGUUUUCCUUAUAAUCACCACUAAGUUAAUAGCUCUGUCUUUUUGGUGUUUGCACUAUGUAAUGCUUUUAAUACUUUUUAGUUGGGCUUUUUUUGUGUAUUAAAUGCUUUUCCUUUUGC
Pongo pygmaeus (Bornean orangutan) is the source of this 12100-nucleotide messenger RNA. RefSeq names its product MDM4 regulator of p53 (gene MDM4). Gene Ontology annotation, cellular component: nucleus. The record is from RefSeq and is a predicted model, not a curated record. The transcript has 11 exons. Gene Ontology annotation, molecular function: p53 binding; ubiquitin protein ligase activity. Gene Ontology annotation, biological process: cell cycle; regulation of gene expression; negative regulation of apoptotic process. The coding region runs from base 2143 to 3615 and encodes 490 amino acids. Lineage: Eukaryota; Metazoa; Chordata; Mammalia; Primates; Hominidae.